Molecule: messenger RNA, 678 nt
Organism: Vicia faba (fava bean)
Lineage: Eukaryota; Viridiplantae; Streptophyta; Magnoliopsida; Fabales; Fabaceae
Source: the annotation of a GenBank genome assembly
AUGACGUUUAACGGUGGAGGUAAGCCAUAUCCCGUCGUCUAUUACGACGGCGAAAGAGAAUUCGACCUUGGAAUUCUCACGGUGAACCCCACUAUGAACAUCAAGAAUAUUCUCUCUAUCCUCAGUCACAAGAUUGGGAUCUUGCCACACCAGUUUUCUGUGUUUAUAGCCAACAAAAGAACUAAUCGGAAAAUUCCUUUCACCGCUUAUCUCAACCUCGCCACCGUGUCUCGUGACGGAGGCGCUGAGUAUAUAUAUGUUAGGCGGUAUAGACGGUUUAAGAAGAAGAAGAACAUAUCUGAGAAACUCAUGCAUCUGCGUCGAGACGGAGUUGUUGACGGAAAGAAGAUUAACGGUUCACGGUCGGCGUAUCCGGUGGCGUCUUCGGUUUUUGGUGGAGCUGAAUUCGAGAGAAGGUUGAGGAUUUUACACAAGAAAGGAGAUGCGGCGUUCUUGAUGAGAAUGAAUGCGAUUUUGGCAAGGGGGGUGCAGAUGGGAAACGGAGGCGGGAGCGGGGGUGAAGGUGGACGUACUUUGUGUAAAGAGUGUUUGAAGGCGGAAGUGGAGACUGAUGCCGGUUUUCAUCUAUGCGUUCGCGAUGAGGUGGUUGAAGGGUUUAGGACAACGGCGGGACCGAUUUUCCGACCGGCAAGAAGUUCCGGCGAGAAUGGUCACUGA